AAUGUUUGAUGAAUUUGCUUCUGGUUAAAACCAUUAAUGGAGAAGAUAUUGAAAUUAUUUCACUUCUACAUAUUUGCUCAUGUACGUCGACGAGGUCCACUGAAAAUUCUCUCUGAUCCUGAGUGGUGACAGCUCUCUCCAAGCAGGAACCAGCAUCAGUUGUUUUCCUUCCUUCUGCCCCACAGACUUCGGAGGAAUGGUAGCCGGUUAGCUCGUCAGACAGCAGUUGUUGGAUUAAGUUGUUGACGUUAUUUGGCAUUCGGUAGUGGCGGUAAAAUAAUGAAUUUACUACCAUCCAAUCCUCACGGGAAUGGGCUCCUUUAUGCUGGAUUUAACCAGGAUCAUGGAUGCUUUGCCUGUGGAAUGGAAAAUGGGUUUCGUGUGUACAACACAGAUCCUCUCAAAGAGAAGGAGAAACAAGAGUUCCUCGAGGGCGGGGUUGGCCACGUUGAGAUGCUGUUUAGAUGUAACUAUCUAGCCCUAGUGGGAGGAGGGAAGAAACCCAAGUAUCCAACUAACAAAGUGAUGAUCUGGGAUGACCUGAAGAAGAAGACAGUUAUUGAGAUUGAGUUCUCAACAGAAGUCAAGGCAGUGAAGCUUCGACGUGACAGGAUCGUGGUGGUCCUGGACUCAAUGAUCAAAGUGUUCACCUUUACCCACAACCCCCAUCAGCUGCAUGUUUUUGAGACCUGCUACAACCCCAAAGGUCUGUGUGUGCUGUGUCCCAACAGUAACAACUCCCUGCUGGCCUUCCCUGGGACACAUUCAGGCCAUGUGCAGAUAGUGGACCUGGCCAACACAGAGAAGCCCCCGGUUGACAUCCCCGCCCAUGAGGGGGCGCUGUGUUGCAUCGCUCUCAACCUGCAGGGCACGAGGAUAGCGACUGCAUCAGAGAAAGGCACUCUUAUAAGGAUUUUCGACACAUCUGCAGGUCAGCUCAUACAGGAGCUGAGACGAGGCUCUCAGGCGGCGAACAUCUACUGCAUCAAUUUCAACCAGGAUGCGUCCCUCAUCUGCGUGUCCAGUGACCACGGGACGGUGCACAUCUUUGCUGCAGAGGAUCCCAAAAGGAACAAACAGUCAAGCUUGGCAUCAGCCAGCUUUCUUCCCAAAUACUUCAGCUCUAAGUGGAGCUUCUCCAAGUUCCAGGUCCCUUCAGGCUCCCCCUGUGUGUGUGCCUUUGGAACAGAGCCCAAUGCCGUCAUAGCCAUUUGUGCUGACGGCAGCUACUACAAGUUCCUGUUCAACCAGAAAGGGGAGUGUUCCAGAGAUGUCUACGCCCAGUUCCUGGAGAUGACUGAUGAGAAAAUAUGACCUUUGACCCAAUCUGCAGACUUGCUAUUACACAGCCUGUUUUUUCUUUACUUUUUUUUUUUUUUUUAAAUUUCUGAGGAGGCAGGAGACUUCCCUCGUUGCACGUCUCCUUAUCUUGACAGACUCUGUAAAGGAGCAUCAGAUGAAUGGAGGACAAAGAAAGCAAAGCACAGACUUUUGGGGGGAACCCUUAACGGCAAAGACAGACGGAUGGAAGCACCGACAGGGAUGCAGAAUUUUGUCUCUCACAGACUCCAGAGGAUUGUCUCUGGACAGAGGGACAAAGGCACAGACUUUACUCCCAAGCCUAACACAAGACAAAAGAGGGAAAGUUUUUUUUUUGUUUGUUUUUUUUUUUUGAAAGGACAACAGGCCUCUUUUUACGACGUCUUCCGAGGAGUUUACAAAGGAUGGCUAUUUUUAAUCACAUAGAUGAUUCUGAUAGACGGAUUGAAAAUAUUGAAACUUUUGUCAACUAACACCACCUAACCUAACUAUAGGGAGUGCCUCUGAGACUGGAGAGAAUCUGUAUGCGUGAACAUAUUAUCGUCAUCAUAUAUACAUAUGUGUGUUUGUAUAUAUUCCAGUGUUCCAUAUUGCUGGGGUUCGCAAAGCAGGAUCGGAAUGAGGUGACUGUUUGUUUGUGUCCACUUCUGCCUUUAAGAUUCAUAGUAACACCUGGAAGACUGGAACAGACUCCGAUCCUGCGUUGUGAAAUGUCCCCCUUGUAUUCCUAGAUUUUCUUAUAUUCACUGUAUAAACGCAAUGCGCCCGACUGAACCUCUAACACUUUAGAAUUGUACAGAAUAGUAGCAAAAAGAAAAAUAUGACCAUGUAUUUUUGUUUGUCUUCCUUUUUUCAUACAUCGUGCAAUAUAUGUUUUCCCUUAUGUGUUUCUGUUAAAAGUUUGUGAAAGUUAAGUGUUUGUUGUUUCUACACACGCGCAAGAAACUUAAAGGAAUCGUUGGUCAUUUAUUGGGAAAUGUGGCUAUUCCCUUUCUUGCCGGUUUUUGCACAGAUUACACAAACGAAAUACAGCAUAUUUAUUAGUGAGCUUUAGAGAUGCUGUUAAGCGGAUUCUCUUUCCCCGUUUCCAGUCGUUAUGCCGAGCCAAGCUAACUGCUGCUAGCUUUAGCUUCACAUUUACCCUACAGACAUGAGUCGUGUGGGGCGUCUCAUCUAACUUUCGGCAAGAAAGUGACCGAGCAUCUUUCCCAAAAUGUUGAACUGUUUCUUUCCGAGUUUGCGAACGUUGAGUGUGUUGUUCCUACCUGAACUGGAGAGCUUCAUAGCCAAACACACGCGUGGUUUCCAUCUUAAAUCACAAAAACGUCAUCAAUUUAGGAUGAGAUUAUUGGCCAUGUUCUGCUCAAAAGCUCAGAACAACUGUAAAACCAUGAAAAUGAUUUUGAUCUUGGUUCAAGACUGCACUUCAUAUUUAAUGUUAAUACAUUAAUAAGCCAAGUUGAUUCAAUCAAGAGCCUCUAAUAUGUGAUUAAUAGAUUGCUUCAUAUUCGUUUCGUUGGCCAGUGUGACUCUCCAGUCAUGACUGUAUGGUAUCUCUUUAUUUAAAUGACAAAACGCUCUUUACUGAAGAGUAUAGUGUUUGUGUGGUGUCAGGACAUUUCUGUAAACUGCUACCCGUGCCCCCGAGAGCAUUGAUAAAUUCAGCUAGUGCAAAUCAGGGAAUCUGAAGUGCUUUGUUCAGUUCAGUGUUAACCCAGCACAAGCGAAACUGUGUUAGUGUAUAAUUAACUUCUUUUUUUUUUUCUCUCGUCAUGUUAUUUGACACCCAUUUGUGUUGAUUCAGUGGAAGAGCACAUCUCCUUUGUGUUGCUUUCCGCAUCCGAUUGUACAUCCGCAGGCAUCACUCUGUUGGAACAUACACAGCACUGACCACCGUAGGGAUGCUGCACAAACUGAAAAGCCAACUUGUCUCUGACACACUCAGAAUGAUUGUAAAACCUGCAUUAAAAAUUUGUGAUUAAAAUUAAAC
This is a messenger RNA of Xiphias gladius (swordfish), 3310 nucleotides long. It is a transcript of the gene wdr45b, whose product is annotated as WD repeat domain 45B. Gene Ontology annotation, cellular component: cytosol; phagophore assembly site membrane; extrinsic component of membrane. The record is from RefSeq and is a predicted model, not a curated record. Bases 280 to 1314 code for a protein of 344 amino acids. Gene Ontology annotation, biological process: autophagy of mitochondrion; protein lipidation; nucleophagy. Lineage: Eukaryota; Metazoa; Chordata; Actinopteri; Istiophoriformes; Xiphiidae. Gene Ontology annotation, molecular function: protein binding; phosphatidylinositol-3,5-bisphosphate binding; phosphatidylinositol-3-phosphate binding. The transcript is spliced from 10 exons.